Messenger RNA from Ostreococcus lucimarinus CCE9901, 546 nucleotides. RefSeq lists its product with no specific name. Gene Ontology annotation, molecular function: ribonuclease III activity. The transcript has a single exon. Lineage: Eukaryota; Viridiplantae; Chlorophyta; Mamiellophyceae; Mamiellales; Bathycoccaceae. The annotation marks the transcript as partial. The record is from RefSeq and is a predicted model, not a curated record. Gene Ontology annotation, biological process: RNA processing.
UUGGCGUACCGCGUUUCCCGUGGCGGGCUGACGCUGGAGAAGAUUCCGCAGCCGUUAGUCGAACGCUCGCCGUCCGUCGCUCUGGCCUUCACUUACCUCGGUGACGCGGUUUGGGAGCUCUACGCUCGACAACACAUGAUUCUAAAGCGCGUCACGUCGAGCGAGAGCGCGUCGACGUCGGGAAGGGCCAUCAGGCCUCAAGACGGCGUCUCCAAGGGCUGGUGCAGCGCCAAAGCCAUGCACGCACACCUGAAUAGGCUUCUUGAACAGGAUUUAUUGACAGAUCAAGAGCUCGCGGUGUUGAAAUGGGGAAGAGAUUUCGGACACGAGUCGCGGUCGGGACAUAAAGGGGAUGUGCACAGGGACGCAAGCGCUUUGGAGGCGCUUGUGGCGUACCUGUAUUUAUUCGAGAGCGAUAGGUUGCACGAAGUAUUAGAGCUGUGCGGCAUGACCUUUUGCGGGAAGCCUCUGAACGGGCUCGUGGGAAUCGCGGACGCAACGCUCGAGACGAUGGACGCCCUGAAUUUCGACGUUGAGGCGGUUUGA